Messenger RNA from Linum trigynum, 300 nucleotides. NCBI's taxonomy places the organism in Eukaryota, Viridiplantae, Streptophyta, Magnoliopsida, Malpighiales, Linaceae. The record is from the annotation of a GenBank genome assembly.
AUGAUACGUUUUUUUGCCUCUCCCCCUUCCUCCCUUCCAGCCCCUGGUCAUGACGAGCAAAUCGAUUUACCCUCUCCUUCUUGUUGCAACACUGAGGCAACUAACAGGUGGGAUUUGGAGAGUUACCAUUUCGACGUCAAGACCUUAAUCGACACUAGUAUUGCUCUCAGUCAACUAUUCGAUCUUGGAGAUGAUAAUGGACAUGUUCAGAUUGAUGGCAUCAUUUCUCAGGCUGCUCACGAGACCCAUCGCAGGAAAAUUGGAGCUCGCCGCACCAAAUUGGAAAUGGAGGCUCGUUGA